CGGGCCCCCCUCAACUAAGUGUCCCCAGAAUUCUCGGCUUGUCACCUCGCCCACCCCGAAACUCAAUCCUUCUCUUUGGGUCUUGACUUCUCCACUGUCUUCCUUAUAUUCCCCCCUCUCCCUCGCCUGCUUUCUCUUCUUUCCCUCCUCCUCGCCCCUACGUCUUCCCUAUACCUUCCAUCCUCCCAGUGCACCACCUGUUCAUCACUAUGGAGGCCAUUCAUGACAGUCCCCCACCCUACGCGACGGAUCGCAUCGACGAGAAGAAGGAUGAUCUCGGCCAGGUGGAACAGAACAUCAAGCCCGGCUUUGAGGAGUCUGAUGCCUUUGGAAACGAAGAGUUUGCCGAAAUCAAGUAUAAGACUCUGAAGUGGUGGCAAUGUGGACUGCUGAUGAUCUGUGAGUCCGUCUCACUAGGUGUCUUGUCCCUCCCCGCCGCCGUGGCUACCCUGGGUUUCGUCCCGGCCGUCAUCCUGAUUGUUGGCCUCGGAAUUCUCGCCACUUAUACCGGUUACAACAUUGGGUUGUUCAGGGAGCGGUACCCCCACAUUCAGAACCUCGCGGAUGCCGGAGAAAUCCUCAUGGGCCCUUUUGGCCGCGAACUCUUUGGCCUGGGCCAGUUCCUCUUCUGUAUCUUCGUCAUGGGCAGCCAUCUCCUGACUUUCCGGGUCAUGAUGAACACCAUCACCGAUCACGGUACCUGCUCCAUCGUGUUCAGCGUCAUCGGCAUGGUCAUCUGCAUCGUCCUCUCCAUCCCCCGCACCAUGAAGGGCAUGACCUUGAUCUCAUUUGCUUCCUUCCUUAGUAUUUUUAGCGCGGUCAUGGUCACCAUGAUUGGUGUCGGUGUGGAAAAGCACCCCGGUCGCAUUAUCGAAGCGACCGUGCACACCAACCUCUACACGGCCUUCAGCGCCGUUUCCAACAUCGUCUUCGCCUAUUGCGCCCACGUGGCCUUUUUUGGUCUGAUUGCCGAGAUGGAGACCCCGAAGGACUUCAAGAAGUCGCUCUUCAUGCUGCAAUCUUUUGAGAUUGCCCUGUACGUGACCGCUGCCUGCGUCAUCUACUACUAUGUCGGCAAGGACGUCCAAUCCCCCGCCCUUAGUUCUGCCGGUCCUCUUUUGAAGAAGAUUGCCUAUGGUGUUGCCAUUCCCACCAUUGUUGGUGCCGGUGUGGUGAACGGUCACAUUGGUCUGAAGUAUAUCUACUUCCGGGCCUGCCACAAGUCCGAUCUCAUCCACAGCCGCAGCCGGCGCUCGGUUGCCAUCUGGAUCGGUCUUGGCGUGGUCUGCUGGGUUGUCGCGUGGAUCAUUGCGGAGGCCAUCCCCGUGUUCAGUGAUCUCAAUGGUCUAAUUAGUGCCCUCUUCGCCAGUUGGUUCAGUUACGGUCUGAGCGGCAUCUACUGGCUGCAUCUCAACUACGGCCAGUGGUUUGCCGGCCCCCGCAAGAUCGCGCUGUUCGUGCUCAAUGUGGCGGUGGCCGUGUUCGGUCUCGUGCUGUGUGUCCUGGGUCUGUAUGCCUCGGGCACGGCCAUCCACAACGAUGCCAACAGCAACAGCUUCACGUGUGCCAACACUGACAGCUAAAUCCGCAUGCAUCUGAUCAUUUAUGGAGUUUAUGAGCGAAUCUCUGCCGCCGUCCGGGACGGCUGCAUAUCACGGCGUGAUGGGUUUUAUAUGCAUCGGUCUACGAGCUAACGAUUGAUUCAUGGUCUAAUUUCCUAUCAUAUCUAAUAUUUCCUGACCCAGGUCAUAAUCUUGUGCGAUCCCU
Molecule: messenger RNA, 1767 nt
Organism: Aspergillus ibericus CBS 121593
Lineage: Eukaryota; Fungi; Ascomycota; Eurotiomycetes; Eurotiales; Aspergillaceae
Product: neutral amino acid permease
Exons: 7
Coding region: 210-1583 (457 amino acids)
Biological process (GO): amino acid transmembrane transport
Cellular component (GO): vacuolar membrane
Molecular function (GO): amino acid transmembrane transporter activity
Source: RefSeq, a predicted model, not a curated record